Vicia villosa (hairy vetch) is the source of this 1851-nucleotide messenger RNA. RefSeq lists its product as uncharacterized. Lineage: Eukaryota; Viridiplantae; Streptophyta; Magnoliopsida; Fabales; Fabaceae. The record is from RefSeq and is a predicted model, not a curated record. The transcript has 3 exons. Gene Ontology annotation, biological process: DNA integration. Bases 1 to 1851 code for a protein of 616 amino acids. Gene Ontology annotation, molecular function: nucleic acid binding.
AUGCCGUUUGGAUUAUGUAACGCCCCUGCAACAUUUCAGAGAUGCAUGAUGUCAAUUUUCGCUGAAUACAUAGACAACAUCAUGGAAGUCUUUAUGGACGACUUCUCUGUGUGUGGGGAGGAUUUCGAAGGAUGCCUUUCAAAUCUAGAAAAAGUAUUGGACAGAUGUGUACAACUUAACCUCGUCCUAAACUGGGAAAAGUGUCACUUUAUGGUUAAACAAGGGAUUGUAAUUGGACAUGUCGUUUCCGAAAGAGGGAUUGAAGUCGAUAAGGCAAAGAUCGAAGUAAUAGAGAACAUCCAAACCCCAAAAACAGUUAGAGAAAUACGGAGUUUCUUAGGACACGCAGGUUUCUACAGAAGAUUGAUAAAGGACUUUUCUAAGAUCUCUAAACCUUUGGCCAGCCUCUUAAUGAAAGACGUAGAAUUUAAUUUCAACGAUGAAUGUUUAGAAGCCUUUGAAAUACUAAAGACAACCCUUAUAUCUACACCCAUAAUGCAACCACCCGAUUGGAGGUUACCGUGUGAAAUUAUGUGUGAUGCAAGUGACUAUGCCGUAGGAGCAGUCUUAGGCCAAAGGAAAGAUAAGAAACUCCACGCAAUAUACUAUGCAAGUAGGACCCUGGACCCUGUGCAAAUGAAUUACGCCACAACCGAAAAGGAACUUUUGGCCGUGGUCUUCGCGUUAGAUAAGUUUUGUUCCUAUCUGAUAGGAGCAAAGAUAAUAGUCUAUACCGACCAUGCAGCCAUUAGGUAUCUACUAGCUAGAGAAGAUGCAAAACCUAGACUAUUAAGGUGGAUCCUACUGUUACAAGAGUUUGAUUUAGAAAUCAAAGAUAAAAAGGGAGUCGAAAACGUAGUAGCUGACCAUUUAUCUAGGAUGGAAGGUAUUAAACCUGAAGAAACACCAAUCAACGAUGAUUUCCCUUAUGAACGCUUAAUAGCACAAUUAGAAUCUGAAAGCAACACAUUGGAACAACCUAAAGCGCAAACCGAAGUCGUUAAGACGCUAAGCACCGGAACCACACUGCCAUGGUAUGCUGAUUUUGUCAAUUACUUAGCAGCGAGAAGAGGCGCUGAUGGGAUAUUCCGCCGAUGUGUUCUGGAAGAAGAAAUAGAGAGUAUAAUACAUCAUUGCCAUGAUUUCCCUUAUGGUGGGCUUGCAAGCACAUCAAAGACGUGCGCAAAGAUUUUACAAUCCGGUCUCUUUUGGCCCAACCUGUGGAAGGAUGUCCACAUCACUGUUAAAAAUUACGACCGCUGUCAACGCACUGGAAACAUAUCUAGGCGAGAUGAGAUGCCUCAAAAAGGAAUUUUAGAAGUAGAAAUCUUUGAUGUAUGGGGAAUUGAUUUUAUGGGACCCUUCCCAUCUUCCUUUGGAAACAACUACAUACUUGUCGCAGUCGAUUACGUGUCUAAAUGGAUAGAAGUUGUCGCCUCACCUACAAACGAUGCACAAGUAGUAAUUAAGCUGUUCAAGAAUAUAAUCUUCCCGAGAUUUGGUGUACCAGGAUUAGUUAUUAGCGAUGGAGGAUCCCACUUCAUAUCCCGAAUUUUCGAAAAACUAUUAGUAAAGACUGUUGCCACAUCUAGGAAGGGUUGGUCAACUAAGUUACACGAAGCAUUAUGGGCAUAUAGAACCGGCUACAAGACACCUACAGGAACCACGUCUUUCAAAUUAGUGUACGAUAAAUCAUGCCAUUUACCGGUAGAACUAGAGCACAAAGCCUACUGGGCCAUAAAGACCUUAAACUUAAGCUACACUGCCGCAGGCAAAAGGAGGCUAUUAGAUAUCAACGAGUUGGAGGAAAUUAGAUUGGAUGACUACGAGAAUGCUAGGAUUUAUAAAUAA